AUGAAGAAGGGUGGAUUCAGCAAUAAUCUCAAGCUCUCAAUCCCUCCUGCUGGCGAGCAAUCCAUCACCAAAUUCUUGACGCAGAGCGGUACGUUCAAGGAUGGAGAUCUGCGAGUCAACAAAGACGGAGUUCGAAUCGUCUCUCAGUCUGAGCCUGAAGCUCUGUCUCCGAUUAAGCCAGCGGAUGAUGAGUUGAGCUUAUCCGAUUUGGACAUGGUUAAAGUCAUUGGUAAAGGAAGCAGCGGUGUUGUGCAGCUUGUUCAACACAAAUGGACUGGUCAAUUCUUCGCCUUAAAGGUCAUUCAACUAAACGUCGAUGAAGCGAUUCGCAAGUCAAUUGCACAAGAGCUUAAAAUAAACCAGUCGUCACAAUGUCCGUACCUUGUUACCUCGUACCAAUCGUUUUACGAUAAUGGCGCAAUCUCGCUGAUUUUGGAGUACAUGGACGGUGGAUCUCUAGAAGACUUUCUCAAAUCAGUCAAAACCAUCCCUGAGUCCUAUCUUUCUACCAUCUUUAAGCAAGUGCUUCAGGGACUGAUCUAUCUUCAUCAUGACAAGCACAUCAUCCACCGUGACUUGAAACCAUCGAAUCUGUUGGUCAACCACAGAGGAGAGGUCAAGAUCACUGACUUCGGUGUGAGUACCGUUAUGACUAACACCGCGGGUUUAGCAAACACCUUUGUCGGGACUUACAACUAUAUGUCUCCAGAGAGGAUCGUUGGGAACAAGUACGGUAACAAAAGCGAUAUAUGGAGCUUGGGAUUAGUAGUGCUUGAAUGUGCAACAGGGAAGUUCCCAUAUUUGCCACCAGAUGAAGAGGAAACAUGGAGCAGUGUUUUCGAGUUGAUGGAAGCAAUCGUGGACCAACCACCACCAACUCUUCCUUCAGAAAGCUUCUCCCCUGAGUUAUCUUCAUUCAUCUCCACUUGUUUGCAAAAGGACCCAAACAGUCGAAGCUCUGCUAGGGAACUAAUGGAACAUCCUUUCGUGAAGAAAUACGACAACAACUCGGAGAUCAACCUCGCGUCAUACUUUACAAAUGCAGGGUCUCCGCUUGCAACGCUUAAGAAUCUGUCUGGUACAUUCUCCGUUUAA
Brassica napus (rape) is the source of this 1095-nucleotide messenger RNA. Its product is annotated as mitogen-activated protein kinase kinase 2. The record is from RefSeq and is marked provisional. NCBI's taxonomy places the organism in Eukaryota, Viridiplantae, Streptophyta, Magnoliopsida, Brassicales, Brassicaceae. Gene Ontology annotation, biological process: protein phosphorylation. Gene Ontology annotation, molecular function: protein serine/threonine kinase activity; ATP binding. Gene Ontology annotation, cellular component: cytoplasm.